CUCUGGAUCAUUACGUCCGACUUCUUCUCCUACGCUUCAUCACAUCUCCCAUUUCCCCACCCCCCUUACUAUGUUUAUCCUCUCUUCUUCUUCUUCCUUACCUUCUCCUCUCUCUCUCUCUUCCUCUAGGGUUUCUCUCCCUCCUCCCUCCUCCUCUUCUCUCAAUCUCCUCCCCCUUUCUCCCCACUUCCAACCUCCCAACCUCGCCUGCUCCUGCUCCGUUGCUUCCAGAUCAACGGCGGAGCUUCUGCACGACUUCAAGCACUCCGCCCAUACCGCUGCCUCCGCUGAUGAAGCGAGGAAUCACCUGCCGCAUUCCCGCGCAUUCCUUGAUGUUCGCUCUGAACAAGAGUUGCUCUCCUACAUCAGGAGGGAGGCAGAAGCUGGAAAGCUGCCUUCAAAUGUUGCUGCAGGAAUGGAAGAAUUGUAUCAGAAUUAUAAAAAUGCCGUUCUUAAGAGUGGAAAUCCAAAGGCAGAUGAAAUUGUUUUGUCUAACAUGACUGUUGCAUUAGAUCGCAUAUUGCUGGAUGUGGAGGAACCUUUUGUCUUCUCACCACACCACAAAGCAGUUCGAGAGCCUUUUGAUUACUACACGUUUGGUCAGAACUAUGUCCGUCCACUGAUUGAUUUUGGAAAUUCAUUUGUUGGUAACCCUUUUCUUUUCAAGGAUAUAGAGGAGAAGCUCCAUCAGGGUCACAAUGUUGUCUUGAUAUCAAAUCAUCAGACUGAAGCAGAUCCAGCUAUUAUUUCAUUGUUGCUUGAAAAGACAAGUCCAUAUAUUGCUGAAAACAUGAUUUACGUAGCAGGGGAUAGAGUUAUUGUAGACCCUCUUUGCAAGCCCUUCAGCAUUGGAAGAAAUCUUAUUUGUGUUUAUUCAAAAAAGCACAUGUUUGAUAUUCCCGAGCUUGCAGAAACAAAAAGGAAAGCAAACACACGAAGUCUAAAGGAGAUGGCUUUACUUUUAAGGGGUGGAUCGCAACUAAUAUGGAUUGCACCAAGUGGUGGCCGGGACCGAUUGGAUCCAUCAUCUGGAGAAUGGUCACCAGCACCCUUUGAUGCUUCUUCAAUGGACAACAUGAGAAGGCUCAUUCAACACUCGGGUGUUCCUGGGCAUUUGUGUCCCCUUGCUUUAUUAUGUUAUGACAUCAUGCCACCUCCUUCAAAGGUAGAAAUUGAAAUUGGAGAAAAAAGAGUGAUUUCCUUUAAUGGGGUGGGUUUGUCUUUGGCUCCUGCAAUCAGCUUCGAGGCCAUUGCUGCUACCCACAGAAAUCCUGAUGAGGCUAGGGAGGCAUACUCAAAGGCUCUGUUUGAUUCUGUGUCCAUGCAAUAUAAUGUGCUCAAAGCGGCUAUUUACGGCAGACAAGCACUAAGAGCAUCAACUGCAGAUGUCUCUUUGUCACAACCUUGGAUCUAGUCGUUUGCAAUCGUUUUUCUAGAUCAGUUCAUUAUAUAAUCAGCUCAUGACAUAAUUUGACACAAUUUUGCGACUCACAGAACAACACUGGUCAUUCAAUUCGUGCACGAACUGUAAGAGGAAAUCAAUUCUGUCACUCGUCAUCGACGUCUCGAGGGAAUUUUGCUGAUUUACAGGCCUGUCCCUACCCCAAGGCAUGUGCAUUUCAAUAGACAUUGAAGCUGCCUCAAAUGCUUGGCCUCUUGGUAAUGUACAGAUCCUUCAUCUCUUAGGAUGGACUCAUUUUAUUAUAUAUAGGUGUAUAUGUUCACUACCAUUUUCAUGUUUAUAUAUCUUAGGAAUCAUUAAUUUUCAAUUUGUACCAUUUCUUCU
This is a messenger RNA of Cucurbita moschata (crookneck pumpkin), 1786 nucleotides long. RefSeq names its product glycerol-3-phosphate acyltransferase, chloroplastic-like (gene ATS1;1). The transcript is spliced from 13 exons. Gene Ontology annotation, molecular function: glycerol-3-phosphate O-acyltransferase activity. The coding region runs from base 71 to 1414 and encodes 447 amino acids. NCBI's taxonomy places the organism in Eukaryota, Viridiplantae, Streptophyta, Magnoliopsida, Cucurbitales, Cucurbitaceae. The record is from RefSeq and is a predicted model, not a curated record. Gene Ontology annotation, biological process: glycerophospholipid metabolic process.